Chenopodium quinoa (quinoa) is the source of this 1561-nucleotide messenger RNA. Its product is annotated as probable UDP-3-O-acylglucosamine N-acyltransferase 2, mitochondrial. The record is from RefSeq and is a predicted model, not a curated record. Gene Ontology annotation, biological process: lipid A biosynthetic process. The transcript is spliced from 10 exons. The coding region runs from base 109 to 1035 and encodes 308 amino acids. Lineage: Eukaryota; Viridiplantae; Streptophyta; Magnoliopsida; Caryophyllales; Amaranthaceae.
AUUGUUAAUUUCUUAAGUGGUCCAAAGCCAAAAACAAUUUAGGGGCAAAGGUUCAAACUUUGAACACUCUAAACAAUUUCACGAAGAGAGAAAAACUCAAGAUCAUCCAUGGCAUACUUGGUACGAAACUUGAAGUUGUUGAUCACCAAAAUCCCAUCUUCCAAUUCUUCAUCAUCUCAAAUUUUUCGAGGAGUAACAAAUUUACAAAGUUCUGCUUCACCAAUUAACACGUUUCGUUGCCUCAAUACGUUUCGAUCUUCAACUUGCUCGUUUCGUUCCUUCGGAUCUGCUGCUUCUGAAUCUGACAAUGACAUGGUGAAUCAUCAAGGGUUCCAGAUGUGGAGUAAUGGAGGUGGCUUAUUUCACACAUCAGCUUGUAUUGAUCCGACAGUAGUAGUCGAAACUGGUGCUGUUGUCCACCCAAAAGCUACUUUGGGUGCAAAUGUUCAUGUUGGAUCAGGCGCUGUUAUUGGACCUAGUGUUACAGUGGGACAUUGUACUACACUUGGGUACAAUGUUGCUCUGAGUAACUGCUCCAUAGGUGAUUUAUGUGUUAUCCACAGUGGAGUAUGCAUCGGACAAGAUGGAUUUGGGUUUUUCGUAGAUGAACAUGGUAACAUGGCAAAAAAAUCUCAGACACUAUAUGCAAGAAUAGGAAAUCACGUGGAGAUAGGUGCAAAUUCAUGUGUUGACAGGGGAAGCUGGAGAGACACUACAAUAGGAGAUUAUACCAAAAUAGAUAAUCUAGUCCAGAUUGGCCACAAUGCAAUUAUUGGCAAGAGUUGUAUCUUAUGUGGACAAGUUGGAAUUGCUGGUUCAGUGACGAUAGGUGACUAUGUUACAUUGGGUGGCAGAGUUGCAGUUCGUGAUCAUGUCUCCAUUGUUUCAAAGGUUCGCCUUGCAGCAAUUAGCUGUGUCACAAAGGACAUCAAGGAGCCUGGAGAUUAUGGUGGCUUUCCUGCGGUCCCUGUCCAGCAAUGGCGCAGACAACUGGCCUCUCAACGUUGGAACUGUAAGGACAUAAAGAGCUCUUGAGACUAUUAACAGCUGCUUUCUUAUGAUUUCCUGUGUUCUUGGGUUGAAACUUGAAAGAGCUAUUAUGGUUACAAUUAUCUGUUAUUGUGACCUCCUUGGUGAAGCUGCUAGAAAGAUAAAAGAGUUUCAGCUGUGAACUAUCCUUCUGAUGCAAUUGCUGCUUUGAAGUUAUAUUUUGCUGAUGCAUGUUGGCUGUUAAUAUCUAAUUCUUAUAUGAGGCAUGGAACUAAAGAUUUGAGAUGAUUUUAAGAUGCAACUUCUUGAACUUCUGAAGGGAGCAGCAUGCAGUCUACAAUUUGUCAGAUUACCAAAUUUCUUUUUCUUCAGAGGCUUCUAUUUAUGACAGUGCUCAAAAGGUACCGUGUACAUUUUUUCUACACAUGUACUACAUAUAUUUUUUCUACAGCAGUGAAAUCACAAUUCACGAGUACGUUGAAUAUUUUAGACUCUGUUUUAAAGAGCUUGCUUAGAGGCAUACGACAGUUAAAUUGAUUACUUUAAUAAAGCUGUAAACUAUACUCCUUAA